AGGGGAGGGGGAGGAGGCGUGGCCAGAGCGGCAGCCCCGCCCCUUUCGCUGAGGGGCGAAUUGACCGGGAAAAGGGUGACUUGGUUGCCGAGGUCCCCGCUUGGGUUUUCUUGUCGCCCGCUGGGUGUGGCUCGCCUUGCCUUCCGAGGGGGGAGGGGGGAGCGCUCCGUUCUCCCCCGUCCUUCGAAGCACCCCUCUUUGUUCGCUCCUCAGCGCCAGCCUUCCUGAGCCGGAGGUUGUCACCGCUCAGGUGGGGCUGGUCCCUUUGUGUGACUUGGGGUGCACGCGUGUCCUUGUGCCGUUCCUCGUGCCAAGAAGACUCUCCCAUCACGUCCUCCUCCACCCCACCGUAUGCGUGUCCCUGCCUCGUUGGUCCGUUUUGCAGGCUGGCACUGGGAGUCAUGGCACAGGUGGGGCACAGGGUAGAUUACCUGGCGGGGUUCUGCUGCCCGGUGGGUGGGUUGGCAGCUGGGAAGCCCCGGGUGCUGUGCCACGAGAAUCGGAUCUACCUCUCCAACGGCACCGAGUAUGUCUACGUCUACGACCAAGAAGGGCGGCUGAUGAAGGCUAUUUACAGAUUUCCCGAUCAAGUGUGGCAUGUGGAACUCCUGCCCUUCCACAAGCAGCUAUAUAUCCUGUGUGCAGGAGUUGGCAUUUACUGUGUAUCCCUGGACUACCAAAGCAGGUUAGUGAAGCAGACAGAUGGUGAGGAGAAUGACUGCUUCUCCAGCGUCUUCCCCAUGGGCUCCGACGCCUGCACCUUCCCUGAUGCCACACUUUGCACGUUCACGCUGCUCAGUGAUGUCCUUGUCACCCUCUCCCAAGUUCAGGGGAAGUGGUGCAUGAAUCUCCAUGCGCUCCCAGGCCCUGAGGACUGGGAGGACGCGCCCCGCCAGCCAGUCAGCCACGUGGACAUCACUACCAGCACCAGCAAUGACGGGGACUUGUCCCUAGCGCACUUCCUCCCUGUCUUGUGUUGCGCAUCUUCUCCCAGAGCCAGUGAGCACAAGGAGGGUCUUCGCCACUCUGGGGGGUUUGUGCUGGAGGAGCCCCUCUUCAGCCUCCUCUUUGGUGUAGAUGCCGCCAUGCUGGAUUCUCCCAUGAUCCUCUGUGGUUUCCCGGAUGGGCAGCUGUGCUCAGUGCCCCUGAAGGCCCUGAGUUCGCCUGGUAAUGGCAGCUGUGAUGAUUCCCCUGUUAAGAUCCUUCAUCAUCUGGAGGAGCCUGUGGUCUUCAUCGGGGCCUUGCGGACAGCGCGGGGGUCCCCAGAUUCGGAGGAGCUGCCGGCAUUCGGAGACGUGGGCUGUGACUGUGUUGUGGCCUUGGGUCACUAUGGUAAAAUGGUUGCCAUCAAGGCAGCUCAGGGAGAAGAGAUCAAGGUCCCGGAGCUCCGAGAGUAUUACCUGCAGGGGCCGGUCCUGUGUGCAGCGUGCAGCGGGGGCAGCCGCAUGUACUACAGCACCCAUUCUGACAUCUACGUGGUUGACUUGGACAGCAACACCCCAGAGGCCGAGAAGGUGGCGGACUCAGCAGGGACCCUUCCGUCCGCCUUGUCUCCUGCCAGCCUGAGCAUCUGCAGUGUAGUGGCACUCUCUUUGUCGUCCCGGGAGUCGGAAGGUGAGUCUGAGCUGCUGGCUUUAUCUGCUAAAGGCCGCCUCAUGACCUGCGGCUUAUGCAGCCCAGACGACACGCAGCCUGUCAGGAUGAACCCAGACAAAGCUGGACAGAGGAUCAAAGAGCUGCUGUCUGGGAUAGGCCACGUCUCCGAGAGAGUGUCCUCCUUAAAACGGGCUGUGGAUCAGAAGAAUCAAGCGCUGACCUGCCUGAACCAGGUGAUGAACGUGAGCGCAGCUUUGCUGUCGAGCCAGAAUGGCCAAAAGCCCAUCACUUGUGCCAUCACUGCCCACUGGAGCCACAUCCUGGUUCAGGACACCUUGACGGUCUGCUGCGUCCUGGAGAACUCGAGCGAGUGCAGCCUGGAGCGCGGGUGGACCUUCUGCGUCCAGCUGUUUGCCAGCUGCUGUGACUGUGAAGAGGACUCUUCCGAUUCUGCCAUCACCACCUAUACCUUCCCGAUCGAUCAGCUGCUCCCUGGGAACAAGACGGAGGUGACCCUCCCACUGGGCCCCACCGAGGGCUCCAAGCUGGAGCUGCCUUUCACCGUCUCCUGUUCCCUCUACUACAGCCUGCGUGAGAUCCUGGGCACCGUCUCGGAGUCCUCUGAGCUGCUGGAUGACCUGUUUUCUGAUGACUCCCCAGGCCUUUCCCCAGACAGAGAAGGCAUCUGCCUGCCCUUGAGAGAAGUCACCAUCGAUCUCCUGCAGUGCCUUCGCUUGGAGGAUGCCAGCGGGGUGCCUGACACUGCCCCGCCUGCAGAUGCCAUGGCCGCCCCCGGGGAUCCACUGGAAACCUUCCUGCAAUUGUCCCAGGUGCAGUCUGACCUCGAGAAGAUCGAAGGGAGUGAUGAGCUGGUUCCAAGAGCAAUGAAUGCUCUAGGAGAAGGUUACCUGGCUCCGUCCGUGGCUUCAAUCAAGGUGUCCUCUGAACUGCUGAGAACAGCCCUGAAGGACUUGUGUGCAGACGCGUCGCUGUGCUGCGCUGUGCUGCGCUGGCUGCUGGCGGAGAAUGCCGAGGCGGAGGGUCUCCGAAGCCAGGCUGUGACGGCAGCGCGGGGACUGGCCCCAGAUGGAGGUCGAGUGCAGCUGAGCAUCCGAGAGGUGACCGUCAGUGAUCCGAACCCAGCAGCCCCCAUCCAGGCAGUGGAGAUUGUGGUCCAGAGCUCCCUGCUGGCAAACUUGUGCCAACUGCAUCAUGCGGUGGUUAGACGGAUUCAGGCCUUGGUUUUGGAGCAAGCUGUGCAGGAUUCCUCUCCCCCGGAGAUCCGUGUCCAGUACCUCCAUCAGAUCCAGGCCAACCAUGAGAUGCUGCUAAAGGAGGCACAGUCCUUGCGUGACCGUCUGUGCCUGGGAAACGACUCGGAUGCGACUGUGGAAAAGCUCCUGCAUGUAUAUCAGGAGCUGCGCAACCCCAGCCUCAUAGUCCUGUGAGCGCCAAGCUGUGGGUCCCCGUCUCGGCACACCUCCGAUCGCUCCACUGCCAUUUCUGCCCAGUGUCGGUGGCAUGAAGGGCACAGCUGGCUGUACACCUUGUCAACUGACUGAGGGCCGAAGCAGAGGCGUGGCAGGGAGGGGCAGCAAUUCCAACUGGGCAAGCCCCAGGCCUGACUGGGCCCAUGAGGGAGGCCGGAAGCCCAGGGCUCCGCCGUGUGACUUGUGUUCCCAGCCCACCCUGGCUGCCUGCCCUUUCUCCCUUUUCAUGUGAUUGUUUCUCUUUCCCGGGGUUUUGAAUUCCUGCCUAUUCCUGGCAGAUCGGAUUGGUGCAUCGUGGCAGUUUCAUGCGCAGGCAGUGUCCAGCUAGACUGUGCAUGCGCACAUCAUGCGUGUGUAUGUCCAUGUGUGUAACUUGGAUGGCUGACGAGGUGCCGUGGUGGGUGUGGGUGGCGUAUUGUGGAUUGCACUUGACGUUGCUAGUUUAGCUUCUUUUGCUUUGGUGACGGUCGCUUUGCUGUGGCAAGCCCCGGAGUCUG
Molecule: messenger RNA, 3583 nt
Organism: Varanus komodoensis (Komodo dragon)
Lineage: Eukaryota; Metazoa; Chordata; Lepidosauria; Squamata; Varanidae
Gene: FAAP100
Product: FA core complex associated protein 100
Exons: 9
Coding region: 402-3044 (880 amino acids)
Biological process (GO): interstrand cross-link repair
Cellular component (GO): Fanconi anaemia nuclear complex; nucleoplasm
Source: RefSeq, a predicted model, not a curated record